UGCUUCAGAAAGGAACAUAACAUUAAGACAUUUUCGGUUUCAUCUCUCCCGCGGAAACUGAGUCGAAAAUCCAGCCUACAUCAAAGACCCUCCACCCCGAUCAUCUUCUCCCUCGCUUGCGGUGAAAGACAGUCCGAGUCACAAUGACCCUUUCCAAACCGAAUUUUCUUUUGCUGGUGUUGGGCCUGGUCAUCUACAUAGCUGAUUUGGGAGUGGACUUCUGGGUGACCAUCCGCUAUUUCCAGAACGGACAGUCGGUCCACGGGUUCCUUACCGUGGGCUUCGUGCUGCUGGCAUCUUUGGUCGUGCAGUGUUUCAGUUAUGCGUGGUUUGAGGAAGACGGAGAUCCCGGCAAACCUCCGUGUUCUCUUUUCCUCCAUUGCCUGCAGUGUGGGAUCUUUACCAGGUAUUGUAUCGCUCUGAAAAUGGGACACGAGGUGGUCUUUGGCAAACAGAAAGACAACUUGCAGGUAGCGGUUCAGGCGGUGACUGACCUGAGCAUGCUCCGACUGUUUGAGGCCUACGUGGAGGGGUUACCCCAGCUCAUUCUCCAGGCCUACAUCUUGAUGGAGAGUCCGGCGGUCAGCUUCAGUCAGUACGCCUCGGUGACCAUCUCCUGCUGCGCUGUUUCCCUGGCGACCGUGGAUUACCAGAUCUAUCUGAGGAAAUCACUGCCUCAUAAAGAGAAGCUGACGGGGAUUUGGCCGAAGCUGACCCUGCUGCUCUACAAGCUGCUGACCCUCACCUCCUGGUCUCUGAGCAUCGCCCUCCUAGUCCUGGUCAACCUCUGGGCAGUGCUGAUCUUGCUUGGCCUCCUCUGGAUCCUGGGCCUCGCCUGGGCGUGGAAGCAGAGCACGAAUUUCUGCCGCUCUCCGAAGAUGGAAGUCCUCUACAGGGCCGUGGUCGGCUUCAUCCUCAUCUUCACCUUCCUGAACGUCAAGGGGGAGAGGACCCGGUGUGCCAUGACGGCUUACUACGUAGCCCGCGUCCUGGCCACGGCCGGGAUCGUGGCCUGGUUCUGGCUGGGUGGCCCCGUGCCGGGUCAAUGGGACUUUUUCGGGGGCGUCACCGUGGCCGUGGUCCUGACGCUCUGCUUCGGCCUGGUGUUCCUCGUCGUCUACUACGGCUCUUUUCACCCCAACAGGUUCCCAGAAAGAAACGGAGGGGAUGAGGUGGACGGGAUCGGCCCAGAAAGAGAGCCUGGCAUGAGAUACCGCUUGAUGCUGUAGCCGCCCCCCAAACCCCCAUUGGACCUCUCCCAGUCUCCCCGUA
Molecule: messenger RNA, 1272 nt
Organism: Tachyglossus aculeatus (Australian echidna)
Lineage: Eukaryota; Metazoa; Chordata; Mammalia; Monotremata; Tachyglossidae
Gene: XKR9
Product: XK related 9
Exons: 3
Coding region: 144-1229 (361 amino acids)
Biological process (GO): phosphatidylserine exposure on apoptotic cell surface; engulfment of apoptotic cell; apoptotic process involved in development
Cellular component (GO): plasma membrane
Source: RefSeq, a predicted model, not a curated record